Molecule: messenger RNA, 2055 nt
Organism: Coffea arabica (coffee)
Lineage: Eukaryota; Viridiplantae; Streptophyta; Magnoliopsida; Gentianales; Rubiaceae
Product: protein FAR1-RELATED SEQUENCE 5-like
Molecular function (GO): zinc ion binding
Source: RefSeq, a predicted model, not a curated record
AUGGAUCGGGAGAAAGGAAAAAAUGCAGUAAUAAAUUUGAAUGAAGAGGACGAGAAUUGUGAGCCAUUUAGCUCAAGUGAAGAAGAAUUCAUUUCCUCGGAAAAAAUAGAAAAAAAUUAUCCUGUUGAUGAUAUGGAUGAAGAAGUGAUGAAUAUGGUAUUUGACAGUGAGGAAGAUGCAUAUGAGUUCUACAAUUUGUAUGGCAAGCUCACUGGUUUUGGCAUUAAGAGGCAGAUGUUAAAAUUAGUCAAGAUGGAACUGUACGAUGCCGAUUAUGCUCAAGUACGAACAAUGAAAAUGGCAGGGGUGAAAACAAGUCAGGUUAUGAAAUUUUUUGCAAUGCAGUGUGGUGGAUAUGGUAAUGUUGGAUUUGGGCUAAAAGACCUAUAUAACCGUGUCGAUGAAGAAAGGAGAGUCUUGAUUGAGGCUGGGGAUGCAAAAAAUGCAAUUGCAUAUUUCAAUGGGAGGAAGGCCAGUGACAAAUCAUUCAUCUUUGAAUAUGAUGUGGACGAAGAAUCAAGGUUGAAGACCCUUUUUUGGGCAGAUUAUGAGUCCCAAUUGGAUUAUAAAUGUUUUGGUGAUGUUCUAAUAUUUGAUUCGACUUAUAAUGUCAACGAGUAUCAUAAGCCACUCGUUGUAUUUUCUGGAGUGAACAAUUAUUAUAAUACUGUUGUAUUCGGUAUAGCCUUGGUAUCGGGCGAGAGUGUUGAAGAAUAUGAGUGGCUCCUUCACACAUUAACCAAAGCUAUGGGAGGACGAAAGCUAAAGGCCGUGAUAACAGAUGGGGACAAAGCAAUGAGGAGGGCAAUAAAUAAUGUGCUCCCAGAUGCUCGAAAUAGAUUAUGCUUUUGGCAUUUGAUGAAAAAUGCAAACGCUAAAGCCAAAUCAAAUGUAUUCAAGUCAAUGUUCGGUAGGAUGAUGAAAAAGGCGUACCCCAUUGGUGACUUGGAGGAAGAGUGGUUUGCUGUUGUGGGUAAAUGUGGACUCCGCCAAAAUAAAUGGGUGGAAAAGAUUUUCGAAAUGAGGUUGCUAUGGGCUGAAUCGUUGCUUCAUGAUACUUUUUUUGCUGGAAUGCGAAGCACUCAAAGGUGCAAACAAAUGAAUGCUUUUCUUAAACGGUAUUUGAAGAAGAACAUGCGAUUUUAUGAGUCAGUCAUAAUCCAUGAGUUGGCUCUUACUCACUUGAGGCAUACUGGGGCCAAGGCAGUUCAUGAGACAGAAGAUACAACAGUGGUUUUGGCAACUGAAUUACAAAAGUUGGAGAAGCAUGCAUCCGAAGUGUAUACUCAAAAUGUUUUCUUUCGGGUAAAGAAGCACCUUAACAGACAAGGCCUAUAUGAUUGUUAUGAACGGAAAGAAACUUGGAAUGGCUGCAUAUUUUUUCUCAAAAAGUAUGCCGAUGACAGAACAUGGACCGUAGAGUUCAAUCGAAGGACCCUAUCAUUAAAGUGCUCGUGCAAGAAAAUGGAAUGGAAAGGGUUACCAUGCGCACACAUGUUCCGUGUAAUGCUGAUGGAAAACAUGCAAUCAAUACCAAAAUCCUGCAUUUUAAAAAGAUGGACAUGCGAGGCCAGAGAGGAGGCGGAUAAUGAAGUUCUUGAAGAGAGGCAGGAGAUAUAUGCUGAGUUGGUUCAAACUGCAAGAUUUGGAACGUUGACAUCAAUUUGCAAGGAAAUGUGUUUCUUUGCAUCCCAUAUGGAUGAUGGAUUUGCUCGUGACCCCAAGAGGACAAGAGCUAAAGGUGACCGGGUUCAUACCAAUAAAAACAAAGCUGCUAAGUGUGGAAACUGUGGGUUGUGCGAUGGCCACAACAAAAGGACAUGUCCUCGUAACUUGCUUAGUUAUGAUGCAUGUGGUAUUUCUGGAAGCCAAGCAAUUCAUUAUAGCAACCCAAGAUCAAGGACUAUGGGUGACUCAAGAUUCCAGUUCGGUGCAUCUUCAUCUGGUGAUUUUCAAGGAGUUCAACAUCCACUCCUAAGUCCCUCAGGAAUGUUAAAUAGAGUUGACAGAGAUGGAAGCAGUAGUCAAAAAUUGAUCAUAGUCAAUCUCACAUGA